Molecule: messenger RNA, 3527 nt
Organism: Tigriopus californicus
Lineage: Eukaryota; Metazoa; Arthropoda; Copepoda; Harpacticoida; Harpacticidae
Gene: wapl
Product: protein wings apart-like
Exons: 13
Coding region: 1-3213 (1070 amino acids)
Biological process (GO): regulation of chromosome condensation
Source: RefSeq, a predicted model, not a curated record
AUGGCUGAGAGGUGUGGCCGCCUCGAAAUCGGCGGGCGUGGUGGGUCGUUGGGGUUCCACGUCGUUCACUUCGUUGCGCACCAAUGGCGAGUCUGGCGGGGGCGGGGGCCUCCACGCCCCCAACCGAGCCCCGCCCGCCGCCGCCGCCAAGAAGUUCUUCAAAUCCCGCGCCGGUCACGACACGACCGAAAUCACACUCCCACAGAGCUCUUUGAGUCGGUGGCCCCGCCCGCUGCGACGCCCGCCGGUCAGCCCGCCAGUCGACCGGCUAAGCGAGCGGCCGGCGGUGCGCAGGUCAGCGCCACACCGGUCACCAGCCUCAAAUCCGGGCGCAUCAAUAAAUUCUUCACCUCUCGCGCGCCCAAAGAACCACGCGUCGAGACAUGGCUCAACCCAUCGGAUGAAGCGCCAGCGCUCCCCCAGCGUCCUGCCAUCGUCACCAAGGUCCCGCCUUUGAAAUUGCGCAUAAAGCCCGUCUUACCCCCGCCCGAGCCACAACAGCCCAUCGUGCCCGUCGCACGCCCCGUCCUGCCCGACAGUCCGGUUGAGGUGCCGGAUUCCCCCGAUUCCCCCGAUUCACCAGAGGUCGAACUCAAGCUGGAGUCGGAAUCGCCUCCAGUUUCGCCGCCCGCUCCACUUUCGGUCCCUUCGCCCGUCACUACGCCCGAACCCGUCGUUAGUCGCACUGUCAGUCCAGCGCCACCCGCACCCGUGGUGGCAACUGCACCCGUGGUGGCAACCGCACCCGUGGUGGCAACCACACCCGCCGCUAGUCUGGGCCGUGAUUGGUCGGAUGAUGAUGCCUCGGAGCCCACGCCCAGUCCCCCGUGCGCUGCGACCCCGCCUCCGCCGGCGUCACCCCCUCGACCCGCAUCCCCCCUGCCCAUAGUCGCGCCCGUCCCCUUGACCAAAGCCCACGCGGUAGCCACUUGUGAAGCCGUGCCCCGUCCACCCUCGCCACCCUCUACGUCCCCGCCUCGACCUCCGGCUGACCGGCCCCGGCCCGUGAAAAAGUCCAUCUUCAAGACCAAAGGCCGCGAUCAGACCACCAAAAAGAGUCUGUACAAGCACAAUUGGAACGCGCAUUCUGAACGACCGCCGGACGAUUUUCAACGCGAAGUACUCACCCGGGCUGUUUUCGGAUUCCCCGCCCCCACCAUUGGUGUUCCCGGGAGUGCAGGCGCGACUGGCAAGAGCAGCCUGGACUUUGAAGACGAAUCCUCGGCGGCACCAGCGACCUCGGCGGAUGUGUCCUUCUCGGCCUCAAAGCUGGUACGCGUGGCGUCCAUGCCGGCUGUGGGUAGCCGUGCCCAUCCUCUGGACGAGACCGGAGUUGAAGUUAUGAGCGUGAAAUGUCCCAAGGAGCAAAAGGAGUAUUACACUGUGAUCAAGAAUGUGAAGCGCGCCCACCAGAUCCAGGACUCUGGCGAGUUCCAGGAGUUCAACGACGACGUCGACUACAUCCUAGAGGGCUUGGGUAGCCGCAAUAACCUCUCCACCCGAUGCCUUUCCACUAUCACUCUGGCCUCCAAGUGCAUGGAGCCCUCCUUUCGCAUGCAUCUCAGAGCCCACGGCACAGUGACCAAGUUCUUUGGUGAGCUGAAGGACGCUCCGGAGAACUCGAGUCUGGCUUUGUGCGCCGCCACUGUCCUCUUCGUUUUGAGUCAGGAUCGACUCAACAUGGAUCUAGAUCGAGACUCUCUCGAGCUCAUGUUGAAUCUCCUUGACACAGAGUCCAGGAUCCGGGAUGCACUCGAGGGCUCUGGCAUGAACCAGCGCGAGCUCACCAAGAACAAGCAGAAGGUCAAGGAUCUCGUGGGGGCCAUGAAGGCCCGAGGCCACGCUGCCAAUCUGUCCCUGGAUCACAUCACCUCCGACCAUCUGGCCAUGGAGACGCUGCUGUCGCUCACGUCCAAACGGGCAGGUGAGUGGUUCAAGGAGGAGCUCCGGGAAUUGGGAGGGCUCGACCAUCUGGUCCACACCCUGUCUGAUUGUGUCACCUACCUCACUGCCGACGAGAUCUCCAUGUGGACAGAGCCUCUCCACGACAAGCUCAAGAAGGCUGGACGUGUUCUCAAAGUAUUAGAAAAUGUGACCCAUGAGAAUGAGGAAAACUGCUCGUACCUGCUCAAAUAUGAGGACUCCAAGUUCAUCAACCUCAUUCACAGCAUGUUCCGCAUCCUGGAUGAGGAGGUGCCGCUUAAUCCAUCCACAGACAUCAAUGACAAAGAUUCAGUCGCCUUCUCUCUGAGAGAGGUCCUCUUUGAUGUCAUGCGAGUCUACAUCAACCUUGUUCACGACUAUCACCAGCAAUGUGUGGGCUCAGAGAUUGCCGGCCUUAAGAAGGACAUGUUCGACAUGACCCUUCAUUGCUUGUUUUCCUUGCCAAAGAGUAUGCCUUUUGAAAAGCGCUUCGACGUCCUCGUCUUGGCGCUCACUCUCCUCAUCAACUUGGUGGAGAACUCCAAGCAAAAUCGUGACCUCUUGAUGAAGAGCCGCGUUCCCAACAGCUCUGACACGUUCUUAGCCGAAUCAGAGCGAGAGCUCGCACCUCAGGGAUUGAUCCGACUCUUCCUGGAGAAGGAGGAAUCGGCCAAAACCGAAGAGGCCAAGACUGAUAACAUACUGGACGGUGUGAAGGAAGAGGACGAAGAGAAUGAGGAGGAGGAGGCCGAACGGAAGAAAACACAAGAAGAGAGGAUUGACGAGACUGUAGCCAAAUUGCUUCACAAAGCGGGUAGACACAUGGAAGACACCCUAAUAGGCUCAUACAUCACUCUCAUCAUUGGCUACCUCAUCGUUGACGACAAGGAUCAUGAGGAAACGGUCCGGGGAUUCUUACCCGAUGGACACUUUGUCAUUAUGGUCACCGUUUUAAAGAAAUUUUUCAACUUUAUGAAUUUGACCGCAUCCGCCUCGGUGACGAGUUCCCGAGGGAUCAAGGCCACUGAGGCAAUCAUCAAGCAUCUGGAGAGGAUCGACAAGCCCAAGCCCGACCCGGACGAUCCCGGCAAUCCUCAUCUCAAUCAUAAUCGGUCGGGUUUCAUCGAAGAUGAGGAAGAGAACUUUGACGACCUCACCCUUUUCGAUGUGUCCAAAGAUGACACCUUGCUGAACACCUCCGGCCAAGAGGACAACGAAGACGGAGCUGAGGAUGUAGAUGACAGGGUUGGAGACGAAUCCAAUGACACGUUCUCUUUCGGAAAGCUCUGAUCAUGAUAAUGAUUGAUUUGAUUGAUUCUCAUCGUUCAUGGUCCCAUGGCUCCAUGGACCAUUUGAAGCUCACUUCUAAGAAGACGCAAGAGCCAAGAAUGCAUUUAAAAAGGGUAGAUGCGUUAUUUAAAUUUUACGGAGUGCGUAAAAUCCUCCUCAAGUAAAUCCGCGACUUUAGCUAAGAAGAACUUUUCAUGGCGGAGAUUGCCCUCUGCAACCCAAUUUACGAACCACUUGGACGAAAAAUAUAUAUUUAAAAUUGUCACUUUUUCUAGAAACACACAACACAAGCUAAUAAACAUUCUCAGAGUGAA